GGUUCCUCAACACUCGUGCCAACAAGUCAUCUGUCAGGUAAGUCUGUCUAAAGACAGUAGCGGAUUAGCGGUCAGUUAUUGAACAUUACGUAAGAAUGAAGGGAACUACUAAAUUAAUCCCUCUUUUAAUGUAGAAACAAAUAAUUUACCUACAAAUUUGCCACUAGGUUCCUCAACAGUCGUGCCAACAAGUCAUCUGUCAGGUAAGUCUGUCUAAAGAGAGUAGCGGAUUAGCGGUCAGUUAUUGAACAUUACGUAAGAAUGAAGGAAACUUCUAAAUUAAUCCCUCUUUUAAUGUAGAAACAAAUAAUUUACCUACAAAUUUGCCACUAGGUUCCUCAACACUCGUGCCAACAAGUCAUCUGCCAGGUAAGUCUGUCUAAAGACAGUAGCGGAUUAGCGGUCAGUUAUUGAACAUUACGUAAGAAUGAAGGAAACUUCUAAAUUGAUCCCUCUUUUAAUAUAGAAACAAAUAAUUUACCUACAAAUUUCCCACUAGGUUCCUCAACUAUCGUCCCAUCAAGUUCUUCAUCAGGUAAGUCUGUCUAAAGACAGUAGCGGAUUAGCGGUCAGUUAUUGAACAUUACGUAAGAAUGAAGGAAACUUCUAAAUUAAUCCCUCUAUUAAUGUAGAAACAAAUAAUUUACCUACAAAUUUGCCACUAGGUUCCACAACAGUCGUGCCAACAAGUCAUCUAUCGGGUAAGUCUGUCUAAAGACAGUGGCGGAUUAGGGGUUAGUUAUUGAACAUUACGUAAGAAUGAAGGAAACUUCUAAAUUAAUACCUCUUUUAAUGUAGAAACAAAUAAUUUACGUUCAAAUUUGCCACUAGGUUUCUCAACAAUCGUUCCAUCAAGUUCUUCAUCAGGUAAGUCUGUCUAAAGAGAGUAGCGGAUUAGCGGUUAGUUAUUGAACAUUACGUAAGAAUGAAGGAAACUUCUAAAUUAAUACUUCUUUUAACGUAGAAACAAAUAAUUUACGUUCAAAUUUGCCACUAGGUUUCUCAACAAUCGUCCCAUCAAGCACUUCAUCAGGUAAGUCUGUCUAAAGAGUGUAGCGGAUUAGCGGUCAGUUAUUGAACAUUACGUAAGAAUGAAGGAAACUUCUAAAUUAAUACUUCUUUUAACGUAGAAACAAAUAAUUUAUGUUCAAAUUUGUUACUAGGUUCCUUAACCGUCGUGCCAACAAGUCCUUCAUCUGCGUCUGGUAAGUCUGUCUAAAGAGAGUAGCAGAUUAGCGGUCAGUUAUUGAACAUUACGUAAGAAUGAAGGAAACUUCUAAAUUGAUACCUCUUUUAAUAUAGAAACAAAUAAUUUACCUACAAAUUUCCCACUAGGUUCCUCAACUAUCGUCCCAUCAAGUUCUUCAUCAGGUAAGUCUGUCUAAAGACAGUAGCGGAUUAGCGGUCAGUUAUUGAACAUUACGUAAGAAUGAAGGGAACUACUAAAUUAAUCCCUCUUUUAAUGUAGAAACAAAUAAUUUACCUACAAAUUUGCCACUAGGUUCCUCAACAGUCGUGCCAACAAGUCCUUCAUCUGCGGCCGGUAAGUCUGUCUAAAGAGAGUAGCGGAUUAGCGGUCAGUUAUUGAACAUUACCUAAGAAUGAAGGGAACUACUAAAUUGAUACCUCUUUUAAUGUAGAAACAAAUAAUUUACCUACAAAUUUGCCACUAGGUUCCUCAACAGUCGUGCCAACAAGUCAUCUGUCAGGUAAGUCUGUCUAAAGACAGUAGCGGAUUAGCGGUCAGUUAUUGAACAUUACGUAAGAAUGAAGGAAACUUCUAAAUUAAUCCCUCUAUUAAUGUAGAAACAAAUAAUUUACCUACAAAUUUGCCACUAGGUUCCUCAACAGUCGUGCCAACAAGUCCUUCAUCUGCGGCCGGUAAGUCUGUCUAAAGAGAGUAGCGGAUUAGCGGUCAGUUAUUGAACAUUACGUAAGAAUGAAGGAAACUUCUAAAUUAAUCCCUCCAUUAAUGUAGAAACAAAUAAUUUACCUACAAAUUUGCCACUAGGUUCCACAACAGUCGUGCCAACAAGUCAUCUGUCAGGUAAGUCUGUCUAAAGACAGUAGCGGAUUAGCGGUCAGUUAUUGAACAUUACGUAAGAAUGAAGGAAACUUCUAAAUUAAUACCUCUUUUAAUGUAGAAACAAAUAAUUUACGUUCAAAUUUGCCACUAGGUUUCUCAACAAUCGUUCCAUCAAGUUCUUCAUCAGGUAAGUCUGUCUAAAGAGAGUAGCGGGUUAGCGGUUAGUUAUUGAACAUUACGUAAAAAUGAAGGAAACUUCUAAAUAUAAAUCCCUCUUUUAAUGUAGAAACAAAUAAAAUAGUUUACAUACAAAUUUCUCACUAGGUUCCUCAACAAUCGUCCCAUCAAGUUCUUCAUGGGGUAAGUCUGGCUAAAGACAGUAGCGGAUUAGCGGUUAGUUAUUGAACAUUACGUAAGAAUGAAGGAAACUUCUAAAUUAAUCCCUCUAUUAAUGUAGAAACAAAUAAUUUACGUUCAAAUUUGCCACUAGGUUUCUCAACAAUCGUUCCAUCAAGUUCUUCAUCAGGUAAGUCUGUCUAAAGAGAGUAGCGGGUUAGCGGUUAGUUAUUGAACAUUACGUAAAAAUGAAGGAAACUUCUAAAUAUAAUUGAUACCUCUUUUAACUGCGGUAGAAACACUGAAAUAGUUUACAUACAAAUUUCUCACUAGGUUCCUCAACAAUCGUCCCAUCAAGUUCUUCAUGGGGUAAGUCUGGCUAAAGACAGUAGCGGAUUAGCGGUUAGUUAUUGAACAUUACGUAAGAAUGAAGGAAACUUCUAAAUUAAUCCCUCUAUUAAUGUAGAAACAAAUAAUUUACCUACAAAUUUGCCACUAGGUUCCUUAACCGUCGUGCCAACAAGUCCUUCAUCUGCGUCUGGUAAGUCUGUCUAAAGAGAGUAGCGGAUUAGCGGUCAGUUAUUGAACAUUACCUAAGAAUGAAGGGAACUACUAAAUUGAUACCUCUUUUAAUGUAGAAACAAAUAAUUUACCUACAAAUUUGCCACUAGGUUCCCCAACAAUUCGCGACCCAUCACGUUCUUUUUCAUUUGUCUUUCUAAAGGCAGUAGUAGCUCGGAGUAGCGGUCGGUCAUUGAACAUUAUUUAGAUGUUAAUCAACUUCUUGAUUUUAUUAUACACUUUACUAUUUAAGUAUUUUUUGAUUUGUGACUAUCUUGAGGUAAAGUUAGAUUCUGUUAAUAAAUUCUGUUAAUUAAUAAAUUCAACAGAACUGGUCGCGUUUAUUAAAGGUGGUGCCGAAGUUAUCCGAGGAAUUCACGAAAACAUCACCAUGAACGCCUCGCUUUCUUAUGAUCCUGAUUUAGGAACUAGAAAUAAUUCAGGAAUGAACUUUACCUGGCAUUUCGGCCAGAUCAAAGGAAACAAUUAUUCAUUCCCGCUGCCUGGCAUAAGUGGUAUACCCGUUCAAUACUUCGCGGAGAAAGGUUUCGGACCGGUUGUCAUCCUCGCCAAGAAACCCCUCUUGCUAAAUCAGACCUACAUUGCAAAGUUGGUCGUCACUAAAGACCGUCGAACAUCAAGUGUGUUUCAAGUUAUUAGAUUGCAGAAUGGAGAACCACCUAAAGUUUCGCUAAGGUACACUUUUAGACAGUCCUUAUUUUUCUGUUUUGCCCGUAACUCUAGCUGUCACUGAUUAUCAAUAAGCCGGGCAGUAGAAAUGUCCUACUUGACGCAGUAAAUGUGAGUGAUGAAAAUGGUGGAGAAAACAUGCAUAUAUGUAUGCAUAUGUAUGCAAAUGUAAGUUAAGGCAAGGUCUGUAAUAUUUAUUGCCAAGGAAUGCGUGGUUCAGCCUCUUUUUCUCGGACUCUCAGGGGCAUAUUCAGUGGGUGGCAAGAAAAAGAGCGCGACGUUCCGAAGAUUCAUUCGCGCCAGUUAUCCUGGCCCUGUUGACUGUUUCAGGGUCUCCGUGGAUAUUUUGAUCUAACUAAGGGAAACUACAGUAAAAUCUGGGGUAAAGCUAGUCUCACUUUGUAAUAACAGCUCAGUGAUAAAAAUAAAAAAUUUGUCCCGCAAAUCUCACUAUUCGCACUAUUUUUAUGGAGUCUGUUGCAUCAACGCAAUACCGAGACACAAGUGUAAACUAUUGUGAGAAAGAUUAUUAACAUGCCCUACAAUGUAUGUAUUUCUUUUUUAUAUUUAGCUGUCUUCUAAAUUGUGGAGUUACAAAAAGUCCGUCAGUUAGGUUGAGUAUCAAGUCACAGUGCCAAGGUUCUCAGUGCUCCAAAAUAUUCUCCUACGAAUGGACGCUCUAUGAAGAGAACAAGUCCGCCUCAAAUACUGAUCCAAUAUGGCGAAAGGUGAAUAUAUUGCAAAGCAUUACAGCUACGCCGCUAAACUCAAGUAAUAUUGCCAUAAAAGAAAACUCGUUGGGUGGGAGAAAGAACUAUCGAUUGAUGUUAUUUGUCAGAACUAAGGACGGUAUUGAAGGAUUAAGUGCUUAUGACAUUGUUACCGCUACGCCCCCUUCAGGAGGAAGGUGCGUGAUCAUUCCAUCCAGCGGCAUCUCAUUAAAGACUGAUUUCAGCCUGAGCUGCAGCGACUGGGUCAGUGACGCUACCCCUCUGACGUACCAGUUUCAAUAUCGACUGGACAACGGUCUGCACAAUAUGGUAUACUACGGAGUAAAUAACACCGUUAUUUCAUGGCUACCCCCCGGAAAACGAUCACAUAACUACAAAGUCGAGAUUCGUGCUACUGUAACCAACAAUUAUGGAGCUUCAGCACCGACUGUUAAUAUUUCUGUCCGGGUGAGUAUAUAGCCCGUUUCGCCAUGAAUCCUUAGACAGUUAAGUCCUGGGUCGAGUUGUUCACAGUCUCGUUAACCCUAAUCCUGAACAAAAAGCAUUUAAGUUGUCAUGUUAACAAACCCUAGGUCUGACCUAAUUGAUUUUCAAACAACUUGAUCCUGUUUAUUUCCUAGUGAUGAUCAAGUACCAGUCAAAAUCUACCUGGGAACCGCUAAUAAUCACACUGCACACCGUUCACGGUUAAGUCAGCGGUAUUUUAAAGGAGCCCACAACCACAUCACCCCAGUAGUCAUAGAAAGUUCUAGCGGUCUAGUUACAUCAUUAUAACUUAUUAUUACCGCUUGCGCAUGCGCGUCCGACUCCCCCCAUGUAAGGUAAUCCAAGAGUGUCUUCUGGAUUCCACGCUAUGGAUUCCAGAUUCCAGGUACCGGAUUCCAGAUUCUUUGUCAAUGGGUCUUGGAAUCGGACUUCAAUCGUUGAUGGAAUUUCUGGUUUCUUAAGCUGUAUUCCGCCCGGCUCGCUUCGCUCGCCAAUUUUUGGUGCCGUUUCACUCCUUUGUCAAUUUUUCUCUUCAGGGGAGCCUGGUGCCAGGCUAAUGAUUCCGGAUUCCUUAAGGAAAACAAAAAUCAUGGAAUCCUGAUUCCCUUACAUGUGUCGAUUCGACCGUCUGUCGUACUAUAUUUUUUUGAUAUCGAUGAUAGACACUGGGAGUAAAACUGAGACAAAGUAAAAUGUUAAGACAUUUGUGGGCCAUGGAAAGAAAUAAGAACGAGCUCUUCGCGAAGUGUGACUCUGGACGGUGAAUAGGCGCUUCGAGCACAGGUGAAACUGCGUGGUGUAGGGAAGGGAAUUAAAACGGGAGGCUCUCCCUCCCCUUCCAUUGCCUUGCCUCCCCACCCCCUCCCCGCCCAUUUUGCCUGUUUGCUUUUACGCACUCACGCCUUCUCCUCGUCACAUUUCCCAGGCAACUAGAAACCUUUCAAAAGGCUAAGGCCUCGUGAUUCGUUUGUUGUCGUCGCAGGUUGAACUAUCGCAACACUUGAGCCUAGCGAACUUUACCAGUGUCUUGACAGCUAAUGAUAGCUUUUUCAAUCAAGUGAUCGAAGAUGGUGAUCUGAACAAGGCAGCACAAAUAUCCCAUACAAUUCUAGAAGCGAUUUCGCAGGAUUCGUCCCUCAGUACAGAGGAAAAAACGAAGGUAAUAGUUUUUAAAAAUAAUGUUUAUAAGGAUCCGCUCAAAACUGAAAAAUACCGGAACCGACGUUCAGAAUCUUUCCAUUACUAAUUAAUGUCCCCUUUGACUGAAAUUCAUGUGGCCAUUAAGAGCCUCUUUGGAUUGAAACACCCUAUAAAAGAAAUUAACGGAGUCUCGAGAAAAGGACUACAGCUAAUGCUGACUCAGUCUCAAGCAAUUAUUCAUCCAGCCACGAUGUUGGCAACUAUUUUAGUGGAAAUACAUGGUGUUUCAAAAGUUCGUUCCGAUUUUUUUUCGCUCAAAUUUCACUGAUUAUUAAAAAUACAUUUUGUAAAACUUAGUAUGUUAUUCAUUAUUCAUUUAACAUUGAAUAACCGAAAUAUCGUUAACCAGAAUGUCUUUCUUUGUGUUUUCUUGCAUUUUCUAAGUGGUGAGGUAUAGAAUGUACGAGCUCCCAAAGUGCAGGAGAAGCAUAGUCACUGCCUUAGCUCGACCAGUUGUUUGGGGGCUGGUUCUUUGUAUGUUUUCUCGUCAACGAACGAUAAUCCAGAUGGUUUCCAGAGGGUUCACAUCACGUGAGUUUGCUAGCCGGUCGCCCUUUGCUAUGAAGUUUCAAAUCCUUCUGACACCAUGUCUGCAUGUGCGCCGCCUUUUUCUCUUCAAGGCUUUCCAACCUUUGCUGGUCAUAUAUCUUCAUACCGUUGUGCUCGAAACUUCGAUAUUGUGAAGUUGAAGUUUUUUUUUUACCAUUCUGUCUUGUAGAUUUAUUACGCAUAUACUUGCAGCUUUUUCGAUAACAUUUCUCACAAAUUUAAAAAAAGACGGCCAUACACUCCUUGGUUUGUCUUCUAAAGUCUUUACCUUCGACCACUUGUUCACUUAUAUCAUUCAGACCUUAGUCAACAGUUUAACAAUUUCUUUGACUGAAUGGCCAAAGAACUAAAACAAUAGAUGCCUCAGCUUUAACGCAAACAGCGUAGGCCUUCAUUUUCGUGACAGAGUGGAGAAAAUUAAAGAAAAGGGAAGAAAGGCGAAAAUAGAAAACCUGCAAAAUGGGCAGAAAAAAUAUGGCGGGAAGAAACUCGCGUACGUGCAAAUUGGGGCAAAAAUUCAAAAAUAUUAUAAUUUCUUCAAAUUUUAGUUUGAAAUUGCUUUGAACGGUUAUUUAGAUAAAUUUCUUCCCUGAAUCAGUUUACAUUUGCCUAAAGAAGCAUUAAACACUUCGCGCAAAAUACAAUUUACAAGCGGAACGAACUUUUGAAACACCCUGUAUACCCUCACACGGUUUUUAAAACUUUUUACUGAGGCUAAUUAGUGGAAAUUCGUCGUCUCGGCUUGGAAGAACGCCAUGAAAUCAGUCAGUUAAGCUGCCAAUACCUUUAAAGUUGGUAAGUAUAUUAAUUUCAUUUACCGCGCUCUUUCCAGCAGUGUCCAUGGACAUUCGCUUACUAGUUUUAUCUAAAGUUAAAAACGCCGAGAAAGGGUCAAUUUCGAUUAAUGUUUAAGUGUAAUCAGUUUUGCUAAUUAUCAUAGAUUCAGGAACUGAUUGUGGAGAAAAUUGCCGCAUUGCAAGUUAAGAGUCUGCCAGACCUGCUGCAGUCCUCUUCUGUGAUUGGCUCAGCCAUUCAGGACACUGAAACAACAUCUGUAAAAUCUCUGGUGAGGUAUAAUUUACCCAUGAAGUCGCCAUAAGCGCCCUACUAAAACAGGGCAGGUCAAGAGUAUGUUUUUAUAACUUUUGCUAUUUGUUUCGUCACAUCAUGCACAGUCUAAAACGUUUGAAUUCCAGGUGCCACUCCCUCCUCCUUCGCGCUUUUUCUGCCAUUAACUUCAUGUUCAAAAGUAAUAAGUGCUUAAUGGCUACGUUUUUUGGGGAUUCCUUCUUCGGUUUCCCCUGAAUUUUCAUUGUGUUGUUCUCAACUUUUCCAGCAAUCUGAGAGCAGAGCCUCCUUUUGUCUUCUCCUUGAUCGAGAAGGAGAAAAAGAGGCUCUGGCUGAAUCGCGCCAAGCCUUUGAAGUCAUCAUAGCCCAAACUUCUGAACUGGUCAAUCUUAUCUUCUCUCGUCAAACUGUUUUUUUUAGCCACGAGCAUUCUUGUAUUAAUAUAACGAUGAUCAUAUCUGAGCCCGCUGUACCAGACACUCGGCUAUUAGGCCUGGGUUCUGUAUCCUAGCAACAUGUAGCGCAUCCUCAACAAAGUCCUUACUCGAUUUCAUUGUUGACCCCAACAAAAUAUACAGGAGAUAGUAAAAUAAACUAAAAUAACUAAUUUACAACUCCAAUAGCUAACAACAACAACAACAACAAAAACACUAACGAUACAAAAUAAAUAAAUAAAUAAAUAGCUAUAGUUCUUACAACAAUUCCUACAAAUCAAUAAGAUCACUAAGAUAACAAUGACACUAUGUCACAUCUAAACUAAGCGGUUAUAACAAAUAACAGUUAUGACAAUUGGGAAUUACAAUUAAUUUAAGCAGGCAAUCAGAGGAAGAAGACAAAAAUAUUACCUAUUUCAAACAAACACAAACCCACCUAAGGCUUUGAUGAGUUCACCAGGCCACUAAGGCCCAAAGGGUUUUGAUUUGUUAUUUCUUAAGAUCCAAUCUACAUUGCUUCUGUCUCAGUAUAGUUGAUUUUUAGACCAGAAAUAUCUUUAAAUGACUUCAACAGACUAAGGAACGCUGAGGCGGAGUUCUCGUCAGCUAAUACAGCUGUGGUACUGGCGUCUGGGUAUUGUAGUAAUUUAGUUUCUUCUUUGCCAAUGGAAAUUCCUUUUAUUUGAGUUUUGUCUUGUUGAAACUGUCAAUACCUCUGCCGCGAGAACAAAAAGAUAGGGAGAGAGCGGGUCACCCUCUCUUACACCUCUGUCAAGACGGAAAUUAUCAGACGAAAGACCAUUGUUGAUUACACAGCUCUGGAUAUUGUUAUAAAACACAAUGAAUAAAAUCUCGACCAAAGUUGAAAGCCUCUAAGCAGCUGACAAGAAAAUCCCAUUCAAUGCUGUCGAAAGCUUUCUGAAAAUCAACAAAAAUCAAAAGUCCUGGAAUAUUUUCCUUAACAGUAAAAUCCAUAAUGUCGAAUAUGGAUCUCACCGUCUCACCAAUAUAACGAUCUUCCACCUAACCCUAGACCUCACUCUUUUGACUCUGUGUCGUUGUCAUGCGCAAGAAAGAAGGGCACUGCAGGGGUGGAGAAUGACUCGAUUUUUGCAGAGUCUUUCUUGAGUACGAAAAAAUCGAACAAACGAAAGAAACGCUCUGCUCGCAGGGUGCUUCUCCAGGUGAACAAUUGACAACAAUUCGCAACAUCGUGGAAGCGGUAAUUUGUUAGCAGUCCGUUAGAAAACUCGCAAUAAAAUUUCUUUCUCUAAACGUUCGCUUUUUUCAGGAGUUCGCCCUACCUGUUAUUAACUCCAUGGCUUCACUGCUCUGGAAUGUUGCCCAGCAGAAACAAAUAGACGACAUACCGCUGAUUAGCCUUUCAGCAGAAAACUUAGGCUCAUGCGUCAACAACGUACUGAAGAGUGCAUCAAUGAUCGCAUCAACAAAAUUUGGGUCCAGUCUUCAAGAACAGGUAUUUAUUUCGGUAGUCCUCUACUAGUUGGCGCAAACACGUCGGAAAUCUCAGUGCAAUUCCACAGCAAAUGUAGUGAUAGUAUUAAUGCUUGCCUGGUAUCCUGUUGCUGUUAUACACAAAAUCAGAAGCCUACGAUUGAAAGUUUGUUCUUGUAAUAUCGCUAUCUUGCUCAAGUUUUUGAUCACUCAUCUGUUGUAAUUUGAUGAUUUAUUCUUACUUCGGCGGAGCGCGAAGGAAAGGAUUCGCGACGCUCAGGAAGUUCCAAAGUUGGGGACCAGAUUGGGCUUGAAAAGUCCAUAGGUUUUCAGCUUUAUUGGGCUAUUUGACGAAGUGAGAGCCGAAUUAGUUCGAGAUCAGUUCGAUUUCUCUGUUAUUCGAGGAAGAAAGAAUUACUUUCUUGGCUUGCCCGGGGUUUGAACCGACUCACCUGUGUUACCCGUCAGAUCAGAGACCAUGAGCCCCUACGUCGCGGGAUUAGCCGAUUGCGCCACUAAAACCCACGGUAACUUGAGGUGGGAAACAUGGCUAUAAGUCAUGCACGAGGUACGGGAUAAGUUGGUGACCUUUCGACUUGUUCUUAUUUAUUAUUCUGGCUAGAAAUAUAGACUGUAAAAGUAUUUUACAGAAAACAUUGAAUCAAUUUGGGCUAGUAGCUUCAAAAUAUGAGCGAAAAUCGAGAUACAAGAGCAAUUUUCGGUGCGUCUCACUGCGCAGACGAGUUGCUUUGAUAUGUCGAUCACGUCAUAUGUUUCUCCAAAAAGCGUUUCAGUUUAGCUUUUUAUCGUGGAAACCUUGUCUUUUUCUCCUGGAAUCUCGCUUGGAAUUCGUUAUAGACCGUGGAAAACCCAAAUUUUUUAGUUUGCCGGUUAAAUUCCCCGCCGAUAGAUCAAAAUUUCAGUUCUGUACUACUACCACCCGAAGUAAGCUUAUAAGAAUUUUCACUCGAACUGUACUGCCGUGUUUGUGUUUCUUUCUAAAUCCAGCGGCCGAAAUAAUGCUAAGUAUACUUUUCAAUACACUUUUAAAGAUAACACCGCACAAUACGCAAAAAAGAAGAAGAAGAAGAAAAGAAAGAACAAAGUAGGGAUCUUCACGACGAUUUUCGCGGUGGGUUACCCAUCCAGUUCCUAACCCUGCCCGACAAGGCUUAACUUGAGUGGCGCUACUAUAAAAAAACGAGUUUCGCGAGAGUAAUUGCGAGAUACGUGUUUCUAGUUUAUGUUGCAAUGUUGUACAUGAAUUUUCCUCGGUGUGGAGAUUGUGCAUUUUCAGCAAGUUUUGUAAGGGAGUGUACUGAUGUUAGUUCAUAGUUACGUUGCUGUAGAAGGUGUGGAGUUAACUGUAUAUAAGGAAAGUGUUGUUGUAAAGAAAGUAAAGGAAGUGGGACUGAGGUCUUGCCGUGCGCAAUUAUUUAUGACAGAAAUUAUAAUCGAAUUGGGUUACAGCCAUGCACCUAGCAGACUUCCGGUGAAGAAGUUAAGACGUCUGUUAAACAAAAGCCGAAAAGUAAGGGUAUUUGUAUGGAAGGGUAUCUGGAAAAAUAUCAUUUCUUACUAUUCCUUCGCAUUCACAAUUAAUCCACUACCCCGACACCACGGUGUACGCCCCCAUAGCGUCUUGUUACAAAGAGUUAAAUCCAUUUCUUGGUGCUCGAUUGUCGGCGAUUAUCGUUAGUUGUAGUAAAAGUAACCUAACGUAAACUUAAAAACAAGUACAGAGGAACCUCUUUUCAGGGGACACCCUUGGGACCAAGGUAAGUGUAACCUGAAAAGAAAUGUCCCCUGAAUGGAGGUUGGGCUAAGAUUUGUUAAUAGUGGAGCGUCCGCGCGUGCGAAGCGCGCGAGCAGCGGGGACCCAUACCUAAAGGAAAAUGGAGUCCUAUCGAUGCCAGAAAAAUUUGGUUCAAAAUUAUCGUGUUCUUGGACGACCGCCACAAGAGCGAUUUUGGUAAAGUUGGCUAAAAUGGCGAAAAUAGUGAUCUAAUUUGAAUAUUUUGCAAUGUCAUGGAAAAUUGAGGCCAAAUUCCCCAUUUUCGUGAGAUUUUCCAUUUUUGUCUACUUCGCGACUAUACGGGGAGUGCCUCUUGUAAACUCAUUUAAACUUUCGCCAACCCUCAGGCAAUUUUUUGGAGAGAUUCACCCUUUGGCCAUGUCCGCAAAAUUCGUCAAUUUCGUUACUUCUAUCUAAGGCUUUAGCUAAUUUUAGCCAUUUUCGGCAAAUUUGUCAUCUCCUUCAAAAUCGCCUUUGCGAUUUCUCGCCAUUUUGCUUCUUCUUUUUUUUCUUGGGGGGUACCCUUUGCCUCCUCACCGGACUUGCAGGUAAGGCUUUGGAGAUUUUUCGCUAUUUUGGUCAACGUCAUCAUUUUCGUCAAAAUCACCACUUUCAAAGGGCCUCUUUGCCAUCUCAUUGAAAAUUUUGUUACGACUGGCGAAUGUUCGCCAUAUUCGUUGCCAAUUCCAAAUUCGCCAUUUUCGCCAAAUAUGCCACUUUCAUCAAAAUCGCAACUCUUAAUGGGAACCCUUAGCUUUGUUAUAACUUAUUUGCCAAACUUGGCUAAUUUGCGCCAUUUUUGCCAUUGGGCGCAUUUCUGGACGUGAGUGAGUGAAUCGGGCCUGAACGUUCUAAAAAUGAAGUAGUAAUUGAUAAACGGGCACUUCCUUCUUUAGGGCAAAACUCUUGUGAAGGAUUCCUUCGGGAUCAUCAACAUUAUUGCAGAUGCCGUGUUAGCAAUGAAAGUUGCAGAUGAAGAAGUGACGCGGAUCAAGACUGCAGAAUUGUCCAUGACAUUAGGACGUCAUACUCCAACUAAACUUGUUGGAUUAUCAAUUGAAGGAGGGGACGGUAGAUUUGUUUUACCAGAUGGAACAUUAGAUUCCAGUACCGGUAACACAGCUUUCGUAGACUCUCAGGUAAGUUUUCAUAAAUCCUCUUCCUUUUCAAAAAAUCCUCGAUUAGCUUUUCUCCUUUCGAAUGAGGACUGCCAUCAACCUGCGCAACUCGAGAGAUCAUCAGUACGUGUAUUUCACCCACGUAAAGCUGAUCCGGAAUCUGGAUCCUGGACAUUUUUGCUUGUGGAGGUUUGGUCAGUUCAUUUAAAAAUGUUGUCGCCAGCGCUUGGAAUUCGGAAUCCACAGCCUGGAAUCCAGAAUUCAGACUGUCUUGGACUACCUUACAUAACAAUCUCAAAUACAUGUGUUCAUUACUCUUGGAAAUAGUCUGUAUUUUACAACGCCUUUUAGUAUAUACACACUCAGUGAUCUUGGUGAUUCGAGCAAUCUGAUUGGUUCGCUAUGUCGGAGUAUGACGUUAUAUUCUCCGCACUAGGCAGUGAAUAUAAAACAAAACAAAAUCGCUGUCGUGAACUGGGUGUUUUGCCAAAGUCCUCGAGUAAGAAUUUUUUGAAAAUAUAAGAAUAUCUUACUAUUGACGAUUUUGAAGGUAAGAAAAGACUUCAUGGUGUUAAUCAGCGUGAAUUGUUGCGAUGUGAUUUACUGUAGCUGACCUUUUACACACUCGAAUCAAUGUUUUUUUUUAUUAUUAUUUUAUUUUAUUUUAUUUGCCACACAAUAAUUACAAAAAAUAAAGGAAAAAAAAGAAGUGGCGAGGAGACCUGGCAAAAACAAUAGGAGCUUAUGAGAGGUUAGGCCUCCUCGAAGUACGGGUUAGAGCUGUCUAACAUCAAUUAAAGAAAAAAUGGCGAAAAGUCGAAGAUGGAAAGAUUUAUGAACUGUUUUCAUAUUUACUCAAUAACUUAAUCUUCAGUUUUUUUCUUAAAAGAGGAAAGGGAUUGAGAGUUGAUGACCUCGUUGUCAAGUGAAUUAAAAAACUUAAGCCCUUGAAAAAAGGGCAAGAACUUCUUAGUGUUUGUGCGACAAUACGGUAGACGGUAGGCCUGGGAAUUUCUUGUGUUGUAAGAGUGGAAUUGAUUGCAUCGGGAGAAAUUGUUAUUAAACCUUGGAAGUAAGACUGAAUUUUUGCAAGAAUACAUAAAUUGGCCCGGUUGAAGCAAAUGGAUAUCAUUUAAUUUUAGUGUACCGAGGUCCUUAAAGAUGGGGUUUGCAUGAGCAUUGAAAUGUGAUUUAUUAAUAAUUCUAAUAAUGCCCUUUUGCAGGAUAACAAGGCGGCGGAGAUUGGUUUUGUAGGUCGAAGCUCAAACUUACUUGUAGUAGUAAAAAUAGGGAUAAACUAAGGAACAGUAGAGCAUACGUAGAGACGUUUUAGGAAAAAAGAAGCUGCAUCUAGAUAUUAUACCGAUUGACUUCGCAACUUUCUUUGCAACGUGUAAUAUUUCCGACUUCCAAUUUAGGUUUUCAUCCAAAAUUACUCCUAGAAAAUUUGUCUCCUUUACUUUAACAAUAUUUUGAUUAUCUAAUAUACUUAUUUUAAUAUUACAAAUUGAAAGCUUUUGUCUUGGUUUAAAGACCAUAAAUUUAGUCUUUUUAAGAUUUACAGAAAACUUGUUUGCUUCAAAUCAGAUUGAAAGUUUGUCCAUCUCCGAGUAUAACAUAACUGAAAGAUAGUUCGGAUCUUUAUGUGAUAUGAAUACAUUGAACCCUGAGAGACCCCACAAGAGAUUUCAUUUCUUGACGAACGGUGGCCAUUAUAUUCAACAUAUUGCUUUCUGUUUGAAAAGUAACUUCUUAUCCAGUCUAACGCUAAGCCACGAAUACCGUAAUGUUCGAGUUUAUCAAAAAGGAUGACAUGAUUUACAGUGUCCAAGGCUUUUGAGAGGUCAGGAAAAACACCUACGGAAAAUUCACCUCGGUCAAAGGCCGCGGAGAUCUUGUCAUGUAAGUCGAUUAGCGCGAGUGCAGUAGAAUGAUUUUUCCUGAAGCCGUAUUGGUUACUACAGAGAAUGUUGAAAUUCAUCAGGUAUUGCAUUAAACGAUUGUAGAUAACUCUUUCAAAGAAUUUUGAAAAGCUGGGAAGUACCGAGAUAGGUCAGUAGUUGGGGAAAGCGACUGAUCAUCAGAUUUACCAUUACAGAGGAAAACGAAGGCGCUUUGUCACAGUUUUGUGAACUCGGGAUUUCCUUGCAAGAGCAACUUUGCCUUAUAAGUAGAAGUUAAUUUUCAGAAAAAAGAGAAGGCAACAUUUUCGAAAAUUGUAUAUGCCAGCAAGUUCACAAUGUAAAGAACACUGCAUAUAAACAACGCUGAACGAAACAAAUAAAGCUCUGCGUUUCUACUCAAAAGGGGUAGUAAUUAAAAAUUUCGACAUUUUCUUUCAAACUAUUGAUGCUAAAGCUUACAAAAAGAUUAGAAACGUAACUAUAAUAUGCCAUGUUUGAAGAUACUAUAAGCAUAAAGAUCUAACUGUCACGCAUCUUCUGUUUACGGCUGCAUGUUCACGCAUGAAUUCACCCGUCAAUCAAACCAAUCGUCUUUAAGUGGUUACCUUACUGAUUGUGAUGAGAUCAUUUCGUGUGUAUAUGCUAAAACAAUUAUUCACCUCAGGUUCAGUCCAUAUUGUUGAACAAGACCGCUCUUGAAAUCGGCGUUUAGUCUCACUUGCUUGGAGAGUAGAUUAGAAAUGAGGAAGUGAUUAAUUCUACACGAAACAGGAUUUACUCGCUAAAGGUUUUUUACUUCCUACUUUAUUUUAUCGGCGGUCGAGUAUUUCAGGAUUGCUUUUUAUAUCGUAUUCGACAAAAUGUUCUGAAUUGAUUUAGUACGCGUGUUACCGACCACCGAAAUUACGUCUACGGUCGCAGGCUAUACGCGUGCAUAGUUACACGAAAAUUCAAGGGCCUCGAUUCGAGAGAAAUUACAUCAUUUCCGGAGAUUAAAAAAAGUGAUGAGAAUAUUUCUCGUCAUUUCAAUCAUCGCUGAAAAUAAACCGCAUCCUCAUCACAAGACGCAUUUGCAUACAAUGAAAGUUUACAACACCCGACCAGUUAGUCUUAUGCUAAUUAAGAUGCUAAGCGGCGAGACUAAUAAUCCCCUCGACUUUGUCUCGGGUGUUAUUCAGCAAUAAGAAGUUUGUCUUCGACAAAUAAUUGUUAAAUUUAUUUCCUUCCGAUAUCGCUAAGAUUCAGAGUAUCGUGAUGCUCAUUGGAGUGUAAUGAAAUUUGCUGAAAACACAAUUAUCUAAGCCUAUACCAUUGACGUGUUUCAUGCACCAUGUUCAUGUCGUUUUUGUUUGUUUGUUUUGCUUUUUCAGAUGCUCUCAAUUCCAUUCAAUCCUUACACAUGGGAUGUCACAAGAGAGCAAGUGGACUCUGAUAUCUUAGCACUGGACUUGAAAGACGACGAGCGUAAACUGAUCAAAGUAUCAGGUCUCCCAAACGACGUCCUGAUUGUUACACCACUGAAACCUGAACAGAUCCCUUUACAAAUCCCGCAGUACUUCACCCAGAAUGAUAAUUUACGAUUUCACCAGAUAGAUGUUAAGUACGAAAACACGUUGAUAAUGGUGGAGAUGGCUUCAACAGAUGAAAGAGUGACCCUUUUUGUUUACAUGCGACACAGUCAACGGCCAACAACACAAGUGUAUGAUCUCAAUGCCACUAUCUCCAAACAGGAAACUUGCAUUUGGUGGAAUGCGCAGGAAAAAAGCUUUGAAGGAGCAAAGUGUUCUUCCAACAGAUUUGCAACCGUUCCAAUAGAAACAGUUGUCAGGCAACCUGGAAGGUACUUUCUAGGGAUUCAAAGUAAUGACACCAGUGUGACCUCCCUGAGGAGACAAAAGAGAUCAUGCUUCGGAAAUGGACGUAAAAAGCGAUCAUGUGUGCAAGUGAAAGAUCUCCCUCCCACUCCCCCUCAGGGCAAAAAUGUAUCUUUAGUACCCAUGUAUGACCCGACCAUCUCAAGGAACUACACUAUGAGGGUGGCCUUGGGGAGCUGUGUGUUCUGGUCAGAAGAGCAGGAAAAGUGGACGGCAGAAGGCUGUCAAGUAAGUAAUAACUGAUGACGGAGCUAUUUUUUUUAUUGGUGUUGGAACUAGGGUUGGUUGCUAAGUGUGAAUUGUUAAGCCUCGCAGUAACGAGCAAUACAUGCAUGCUUUUGCCGUCUCCACUUUCAUCCAUGCCAUCUUUUGGCUUCCUAUGUGUCGUUUGUGAUCUUGUGCAGUUGUAUAAUGUAGUUAUUUUGAUAUUUUUUGUGAUCAGCUGGGAAAUUAUAGCAUGCCCUUAAAUUGCACAACCCAUGAAUUAAAAGUUCAUUAAUGAACCAAUUUUGACAUGUUAAAAAAAUUCAUAACUUUCUCGAGGCUUGAAAGAAUAAUUCAAGAGAAAUCGCCUUGAGGUUCAUGGAAAAAUUUUGUUUGUUGUCCAGAUUCCCCAAGCCUCCGAGCCAAGUAUGAAUUUGAAGAUAUUUCGAACUUGAUCUAUUGACCUAACAUGAAAACUUGGUUUAAAAUUUUUCAUUCUUUAUUCCAUAGGUUUUGUCAGCAACGUUAAAUGGAUUCCUGAACUGUUCAUGUAAUCACCUGACCUCCUUUGGGGGUAGUUUCUUUGUAAAACCCAAUCCCAUCGACUUUGAUCAAGUGCUGGUACAGUUCAAGAGACUUGCAGAUACAGGAAAUGUCGCGGUUAUAGUAACCGUGGCAGUGGUAUUCAUGUGCUACGUUUUUGUGAUUGUUUUCGUCCGAAAAGCGGAUCAGCAAGACACCAGAAAUGUAAGUACUUAUUAGGUAACUUAAAUAAUGCAACGACCACUUGGAAAAACACUGCAGUAGUAUGUAGCUGGAUCUUAGUGUAAACCAGACCGAGCAAUGAAAAAUAUUAAACCGAAGUCAAGACUCAUCGGACAGCUCAAACAGAGAGGUAUUUUUUUAUCACCAUGAAGACGAUUGAACGGCCCUUUAAAAUGAACUGGCCGUACAGUAUUAUUCAAAACUAUGUUUUCCAGUUCUCUUAAUUCUUUUAGUGAAGUCUUACUUCUUUAAUAAUGUAUGACUGAGCGAUUAUCAAAACACCAUGCUCUAUAAUCAUCUAUAAUGUAAAUUUAUGCGUACAACGGCAUCGCAGAGGCGCAGAAGAGUUAAUUUUUCUAGUUUUGGGGGUGACGGUAGGUUGCAGUGCGGAGCCUUCGAUUAAGGCUUCGGUAACUCAUUUGGCACGACGGAAUCUAAUCAAUAGCAGGUACCCAUUCAGAUCUCUGAGAAUGUUUUUGAUGGCAACCAAUUUCUUGUUUCUGGCCUUGCAGACAUGAAUAAUUAGAACAAACCAAUGCAAAAAAAAGUAAAUUAUACCUCGUUCUCACAUAACGUCACGAUGGCAAUAUCAGUAAUCCAGAAAAAUGUAACGGCGGCCAUGUUGGUGUUCCAAACCAAUCCUGUUGGAUUUUGUCAAUAAACACUUUCUUUUGUUCCAAAAAAUUUAAAUAGAUGCUGGUCACCAGAGUGAAAACGCUUGACACGUACAGGACACUGGAAGCUUAACAAUGAGGGGAACAAAAACACACAACACUUUUCUUUUCUUUUUUGUUUUAGAAUGGCUCUCCAGUUGAGCUGCCAACAGGAUCAAACAGUUCGCACGAAUAUGAAAUAACAAUAAUAACAGGAGUCUGGAGGAACUCUGGAACAACAGCUAAAGUUGCUAUAGAGAUAUACGGCUCUGAAGAAAGCACCGGAAAGGUUCUGCUCAACAACAUGGAAGAUGCGCCGACGGGCACACUUUUUUCUAGAGGAAAUAGGGACGUUUUUGUUCUUAAAGCUGAAAAAUCGCUCGGCUCUAUUGAAGGGGUGAGGUUUGGGCACGAUAACUCUGGAAAUAGCCCUUCGUGGUUUCUAGAGGAAAUCAUUGUUCUUGACAAACAAACGCUUUGCUCUUGGACAUUCACAAAUACUCAGUGGCUAGCUCUUGAGAGAGGAGAUGGUAGGAUUGAAAGGAUGUUGGAGACAGAACAAAAUAAAAUGGAUUUCAAAAGCGAGGUUUUGAAGCGAUGGUGGAAAGGACUCACAGAGAAGCACAUAUGGGUCUCAGUUAUAGCGAAGCAAAGGAGAAAUCGCUUCACACGAGUACAACGGGCGUCAUGCUGUCUUUCACUGUUAUUGACAGCUAUGCUUGCAAACGCCAUGUUUUAUGAACUGGACGGAAAAUCUGAAAAUGUGAUUCAGGUCGGACCUUUGAAAUUCACUUGGAGACAAGUAGUUAUUGGUAUCGAAAGCGCGCUCAUUGUUGCCCCUAUAAACAUUUUCAUAGCUUUCCUGUUUCAAAAGGCUGCCAGAAACGCCGAGAGUCAAACCCGUGUUUGCUGGAAAGCAAAGUGUCUCAUUUACUUCGCCUGGUUUUUAUUCGUUUGUUCAUGUUCUGUCUCAACGACGUUUACCAUCUUCUACAGCUUGCUCUGGGGAAAGGAAAUCAGUGAGCAAUGGCUGUCUUCCAUGUUUAUCUCUUUCACCCAGGAUGUGGCCAUCACUGAGCCAGUCAAAGUGUUCUUUACCGCAAUAGUACUGUCAGCUAUGAUAAUCAGAAAAAAGAGAAAGAAAGAUGGUAACGAAUACGUAAAAGAGGCUAAAACUCGAACUUCAACAAAAGGACAUUUAUGGAAGAUGAAGCUGAAAGAAGUAGAGGAGAUGAGAAGGCGUCAGGCGAAAAAACAAAAUAUAUCUCGGUUCUUUGUGGAGCUUUUAAUCUACCUUAUUUUUGUUUUCUUGUUGAUGGUUGUUUGUUAUGGUAGCAGAAAUGAACAUCGAUACAUGAUGAAAAAAUCCAUCACAGAAGGACUGCCAAGAUUUGAAACAGUAAGUAAAAUUUUCUUAAAAAUACUGCUGAAAUAUUUUCUCUUUUCUUCUAUGAUUGCUUGCUGGGAAAAAGUAUCUUUCCGUUUAGCGGCAGAAAACCGGGAUCAUCGUUCACCAGAUCCUCUAGCUGGGCCUGUGGGAUUACUUCCUGGUUACUAUAUUUGAGCUAACAAUAUAUCAGAGGGUAAGAAUUUCAGAACUGCCACUGGAACAAGCCCAAUGGCUGAUUCCCUUAAAUAUGGUAGGAGACUACUCGAAUCGUUUCUGUGAGGAUAUGAAAAGCGCACUGUUUUAGUGGUAAGCGAAAGAGAACGAUUUGGGCCUCUGACGGCUCCGUCAAAACACAGUUUAAUACACCCCGCCCCCGGGAAAUAAAGCCGCGAUUUUCCCUAGUUUAGCCCUUGCAUAAGUAACAGGAAAAGUAGUCAGAUUCUUUUCGCAGCAAAGAUAUGUUUGCGUAGUUGCUUUGACUUUGUUGAAGCCUCAAGAGUGUAUGCGUUCAAGGAGAUUACCAAUGUGAACCAAAAACAGAAUAGAUGGCGUCUUUUUCUCUACAUGCCACUAACUGAUUGAUUGAUUGAUUGACUGAUUUGCAUUUGCCGUUUUUCCUUCUAGCAUGGUAGAACUCUUUUUUAACAAAACUAGUACACGAACCACGACAAUUUUUUGUUCAUUAUUUUCGCUUUUUUGUUUUUGGGAUACCAGGUUUUUAACACGAAGCAGUACUGGAGCUGGGUCAAAAAUGUUUUUUUGCCGGGUGUAUUUACUGGUAGAUGGUACAACGGACGUCCCGAGAAUCAAACCAUGUACAUCGGAAAUAAACGUUCAGUCCUGGUAGGAAUGGCUAGAGGAAGGCAAGUUAGAGUUCAACCUGGUGAGUUUGGACAUUUUUUUGAAAAUUAAGCAAAAAAAGAAAAAUUUGCGUCAUGUCAUUCUUUUUAAAAUGCUCUCAUAAAGUGCGAAGAAGUGGUCAUUUUCCCCGCGUAUUGGUAAACACCGGUUGUAGACGCAUGCGCAGAAGGAGUGGACAAUUUCGACCCCAGUGCUUACGCAAUCUGACUCUCGAGAUUGCGACGUAGGUCAUUUUUCCUAAUAGUUUUGCAUCAUCAUUUUAUAUUCUUGGAGGCAGCUUAAAUGUGAAUCUGAUACUGCUGUCAGGAACUAAUACAGCAAACGCAGCCGUUUACAAAAACAACAACUGCGCUUGUUUAUGUUUGUUUGUAUACGUAAUAAUUGCCAACGAGCAGCUUCGCGAAGACGCGAGGCUGCGAGGCGAAAGCCCAAUAGAGCCAUGCGCGAUUGUUCCAGGGGUAGAAAAAAUCUCGAAUCGAUGUAACAUAGGGUAAUGUAAGGCAACCAUGACGUAAAGCAGAACAGAGAAUGCAUUCAAUUCAAAGUAGACAGACUGCAAAUUAUCUUACUUGCUAAAAAAUAUAUAUCUACGUGUCGCAACUGUUCAUCAGUAGGAUGCCUAAAAUGCGUGCAAUUCCACAAUUGGUUUCGGCUCCAUUAAAUCCUAUACCAAUUGCAGAACAUUUUAGGAGCCACCCACCAUGUUUUCGGGCGAACACGUGAUACAGAUCAGAGAAUCCAAGAGCUGUGUGGGUGUUUGUGAGUCCCGUGCUCAUGCCGUCUUCAACCAAUCGUCAGGUUGAUCAUUUCCGCCCUACGCGAUAUCUGUCGCAUUUGCCCUCUGGAAUUUUUUAUUGCAUGCCGCUAAGAAAAAUAAUAAUGCUGCCACUGCCCGCGUGAUAUGGCCAUGCGCAUGCGUGAGGUACUGGCCCGGCUGUGGGUUGGUGUAUGUGUGCCCCUUGCUUUAAGUUUGCACGAUUUUUAAUGCAAUCGAAUUAAGUUCAAUCUAUUUUUCAUCAAUUGCUGUAUUUCAGGACAUUUCUAAACAAAUUCAACAGCGCGCGCGUAUAGGUAAAAUCUUUGCUCGUUGACACUUAGCGAUAGCUAUAACUAGUAAUAUACAUGUAUGUAAAGAAAAAUAAUAGCUUUCUGCUGGCAGAAGAAAAUCUAAGCGAAAAAAGGGGUCGCAUACUUAAGUACGAUAUGAAGGAACUGAGGGAAAUUUAUGUCCUUACUCCAAACCUUGUCGAAAUUAUCUAUACUCAUUUGAUACGCUCCUUUUCUUUUUAAACAUUUGCAGGGACUUGUGAUGUUUUGAAUUACAUGAAUCAUAUGUUUCCUGUUUGUUACGGCGGGUACUCACGCUUAAACGAAGAUAAGACAUCCUUCAACAAGCCAGGUUGGAAACCUGUCGACAACUCCACGAAUAAAGACGAACUUUUCCGACUUUGCCCAAAGCCUUGGAGAUACCAAGGUGCCGAGGAUACGGACACGGUUCCUAAGUGGGGACAGUUCUCUUUUUAUCCUGGAGGAGGUUUCGUGGCCGACUUAGGUUAUGAAAACUCGACAGGCUUUACCCUUAUAGAAACACUACAAAGCAACAACUGGCUCGACAGGCGAACCAGAGCCAUUAUAUUAGAAUUUUCCUCUUUCAAUCCAUCUGUUAAUUUACUUUGCAUCGCGACGUAUUUCUAUGAGGUAGAGGCUUCCGGAUACAGCGCUUCAGUCACAAGAGCCGAAGUGAUUUCAUUGGACUCAACAGGGGCUGGUUCGCAACAAUUUUACCUCAUCUGUGUUCUGUUCUUUAUCAUAUUUGUCGCUUUGUACCUCGGAAGAGAGUGCUACAGACUGUACAAACAACGUUCUCGAUAUUUUAAAUCUUUAUGGGGUUGGGUAGAAAUUUUCCAAGUAAUAUUUUCUUUGUUGGCUGUAGUAAUAUACAUCGUGAGAUCCAAAAAGGCGACCUCUAAGAUUCAGGAACUACAGAAAAACAUUUACGCAAACGUAAAUUUCCAAGAAAACAUUAUUUGGCUUGAAACAGAGAACACUGUUCUGGGAAUUCUAACAUUUAUCGUCACUGCCAAACUUCUCAGACUUAUUCGCUUCAACCAGCAUGUUGUCGUGUUUUCAAAAACACUGAAGACAUCUGCACGGCUGUUGCCAUCCUUUACCGUUCUUAUGUUGAUAUGCUUUACUGCCUUUCUGCAUUUCGGUGUUUUGAUCUUCGGGACGGGUUCGAGGCAUUACUCGUCGAUACUCACAGCCACGUAUUUUCAACUUGAACUGACUCUGGGGCGCGUGAAAGCGAGACCCAUCAAUGAACUAACAGAUGCCAACGACACUUUUGGAAGAAUUUUUGCCGUCUUACUUCUCUUUACCCUGACGAUAAUGGGCAUGAAUUUUUUUAUCGCCAUUAUUAACGAUGCUCUUAUAAAUGCAAAGGUCUUCGCGACUGAAAAUGAGCUGUACGACCUUCUGGACGAAGAUUGGAGCCAAAAGGGAGGAGAAAAUAAACGCUUCUUUGACGCUAUAAGUGAACGUAUAAAACAAACGAGAGGAAAUGAUGAAGAAACAGUGAAGAUUAGGAAAAAAGACAUUAGAAAUCCCAGCAAAAGAAGAGCGCUUAAUUUUGAUGCUGUCAGCCAAGCAAUUGUAGCAUCCAGAAGAAAAAGCUUGGAAAAUUCAUCAGAGAAGAAGGUAAUUGCCAACACUAGGAGAAAAUCCUUGUAUGAUAAAAUCAGUGAUUAUAUUUUGAAAAAGUUCUUCCAUAGCGAUGGACACAAAAUGAAGAAAGAAAGACCGUCACACAGGCAACAGCACCGUAGAGUACGCUUCUCAGAAGACGUUGUUAAACGUCAGUUUCAGAUGCUAGAAAAACAGAAACAGUUCCUUCUUCAGCGCUUAGAUAACAUAAUUCAAGGAUAUUCUGACGAACAAGAAAAAUUCCUGCAGUUAUGUCACGAAGUUGGUUUAGUGUUCCUCCAAAGGAACCAGAACAAACGCAGACCAAGGGACCAAGAAUGA
This is a messenger RNA of Porites lobata, 23124 nucleotides long. The record is from the annotation of a GenBank genome assembly. Lineage: Eukaryota; Metazoa; Cnidaria; Anthozoa; Scleractinia; Poritidae.